Messenger RNA from Biomphalaria glabrata, 8895 nucleotides. Its product is annotated as centrosomal protein of 290 kDa-like. NCBI's taxonomy places the organism in Eukaryota, Metazoa, Mollusca, Gastropoda, Planorbidae. The record is from RefSeq and is a predicted model, not a curated record. The transcript has 58 exons. Bases 139 to 7602 code for a protein of 2487 amino acids.
AGCAAUGAUGGAGGCAAUUUGAUAAACCUUAACUUUAUGAGCUGAUCUAACACAUGUAAACAACAAAGGAACUGAUUGGUUUUAUUGUGAAAUAAUUUCUGUACUGGGUAGUUGAUUUGUCAGAAAUUACCUGAAGCAAUGGCGCCAUUAAAUUGGCCAACCAUUGAAGCUGUAAAUGCCAAGUCACUGUCAGAAGAGCAAGCUGAUGAACUGUUUGGAACACUUAAAGAUGGCAAAGUUGGGGAUGACUUUGACACAGUUAAGCUGAAAAAAUUAUUUGAAGUUUGCCAAGCUGUGAUGGUAAACAGAAAUCAAUUGUUAGAAGAUGCCAUGACUGAAGCAGAACUUGAAGCCAAAAAAGCCAUGAAAAAAGAGCAAGAGUUAAAGAAAGAAAUUGAACGAGCUAAAAAAGAGUUAGAAGAAAUCAAGAAACAUGGCCCUAGUGAAGGUGGCUCCAAAGACACGCGCUAUCUCAGAGGCCAGCUUCAGGAUUUGGAAGAAAUGAAUGACAAGCUAAAACUGGAGAUCAAAGAUUUAAACAGGGAUUUGAAUAGUGAGAAGAGAGCUGCAGAAAAGUAUAGUGAAAGAAUCAAUGAACUGGAAAAAGAACUAAAGGAGACAAGAGAAGAUAAUGAUCAGAUGAGGCAAGACAUUAGUGACUACAAGAUGCAGAUGCAAUCUCAAAGAGACAACAUUGUUUCCAGAAGAGGGGAAGAUGCUGAGUUCAAAGAAAAACUGGCCAAGAAGAACAGAGAGUUGGCAGAAACAAUGGAAGAGUUACAGAACAUGACAGAUGCCAAUGACUUGCUUCAGAAAAGAUGUGAGGACCUUCAAAGAAAUUUGGAAGAAGCCAUCACACAGAUGGACAGGACUUCAGAAGACUAUCUUAAGCUAAAAAAUGUUCUACAACAAAGUGAUGCUGUGACAGAUGCUCUGCGGGAAGAAAAUGAACUCCUUAAGAACCAAGUUCAAGAUCUCUCAGAACAAGUUCGUUCUAAAGGUGAAGCUGAUGAUGCAAUUAUGGUGGCAGUGAAUCAAAAAGUAGAUGAAUGGCAGGAAAUAAUGCAAGAGAAAGAUAUUCAAAUGGUCAACCUGCAAGAUGAGAUUUUCAAGUUGAAAAGUCAGCUGAUAGCUGCGAACAUGGACUCAGAUAAAGCUUCCGUCUCUGCGCUUAGUGAGGUAUUGAAAGAUAAAGAUAAGCAAAUAGCUGAGCUGACAGAGAAAGUGGACCAAUACACCAUUGAGAUGGAGAAGAAUGCUGCAUUGAUUGAAGACUUAAACAAUGAAUUGCAUAAAGCUGGCUCAUCUCAAGGGGACAGAAUGCAAACAAAAGUCAGAGAGUUCCAAAAUGAAAACAAACUCUUACGAGAGCGACUCCAACAGGCAGAAGCAGAGAAUAAAAAGGCUGACCAAGACUGCAGAGUAAAAGACAAAGAACUGAGUGAGCUGUUAGAGAGAAUGAGACAGUAUGAGGCUGGAGAGUAUGGUUUAGCAGAGGCUGUGAAUGAAAUUAAAGAAGGAAAAAAUCAAGUCAAAAUCAGAGAAAGAGAGAUUGAAGAGCUAACUCAGUACAUCAACAAAGCUGAACUGAAGAUCAAUGAACUGCUGGAUGAGAAUGAAGAACUCCGAUACAAACUUGGCAUGGACCCCAAGGCUCCAAUGGACUUGACAGAGUUUAGAAAGAACAAAGCAAUCAGGCAGGAGGAAAUGAAAGCCUUGAACUUUACUCUCCAGAGAGAGAUUGAAAUGUUAGAAGAAGAAAGAGUAGCAGAUAAAAAGAAGAUUCGAAAACUAGCUCAACAGCUUGGUCAGAGGGCUGUGGCUCUUGGUCUCACUGCAGAGGAUAUGUUGGCUGUGCAGGACUACACAGAAACUCUCAAAGCUAAAAGGCAAGUUCAAGACGAGCAGCAGUCAGCAGCAGUUAUCAUUAGACAACAAGUGCAGAAAGAAGAGAGUAUGAUAAGGGGUAAAGAAUGGGACAAAGAUUACAAAGAAAAUGUUGCUGAGCUUCACAAGCUGGAGGUCCAAGUGGCAGAGCUGAGAGCUCAGAACCAACAGUUGAACAAAGACAAUGAAAAUCUGGAAGCAGGGUUUAAAGAGGUCAUGCAGGCUCUGCAGAAGGGAGCAACAGAAAGUCAAGGUGAUGUUGAUAGUUCAGCUCCAGUCAUGCAGUUCCCAGCUAUUGAAAGAAUGUUGGCUGCUAUAGAAGCCAAGAAAGUGCUGGGCAACUAUGACACUACUUACUUUUUAAAAGAACAGAUGGAUAUAUUAAAGGGACGUAAUGAGGAACUGAGAAAUACUUUGCGUGAGAUCAGGGUGGAGGUCACUAAAACAUCCUUGGAGAGAGAUAAAGCUUUUGAGAAGAUUGAAAAAUUAGAAAAAGAUCACUUCAUGUUCAGUGAGGCUGGAGCUGGUCCAGGGAUGUUUCAGUUUAUGAAACUCCCUGAAGGUAUGGCCCCGUCGAGCUCAGAAGUGAUUGCUCACCUUAAUGAGCAUCUAAUCAUAACCCUUCAGGAGCUGUCUCAGAGAGAAGGUGUAAUGAAGAAAACAGAAGCUGCCUUUGAGAAUUACAAAAGAAAGUAUGCAGUUCUUCGACACCAACAAGGAAUGUUAUACCAGGAAUAUUUGAAAGAAAAAUCUGUCUGGCAAGAAGAUAUGGAGAAAUAUUCUAAGCAAUUGAAAGAACUUCAGGGUCAAAGAGAAGAAGAUUUAGUCCGCAUUCAAGAAUUUGAUCGUUUAGUUGAUACUCUCAGCACAGAUGAUGUCGAAGUCAGGAGAAGAUUAUCUGAGAUGACUCGUAGGAUCACUGUCCUGAGAGUCAAUGAGAAAGCUCUAACUAGAAGGCAUGCCAUCAUGGAAGAAAUAGAAACACAGUUGCGAAGGGAAGUGGAACGUCAACGCAAUGAAAUGGGUCAAAUGGAAGCAGCUGUGUCUGAAAGAAUUGGUUACCUUCAGAGAUAUAAAGAUAUGGCUGCCUUCAAGAUUGCUGCCCUACAAAAGGCACUGGAGGACUCUGUGCCCUCAGCUGACCUUGAGAAGGUCAACAAACAGUACCACAACCUGACUGAGAAGUACAGAGACAUGCUGGAGAAAGGCAACACACUUGUCUCAAAAGCAGAGGCUUUGGAGGGACUGGAAGGAGAAAUCAAACAGCUAACUGCAGAUAAUGAAGUCUUGAAGAAAACUUUAGAGAUGGAAAAGGAGAAACUUCAUGCAUUAGAAGCAGCCAUGGAAGAACUCCACAGAAGAGGUGUAGCCUCUGGUUCUGAAGUGAGUGUGACAGACGGUGACAUUAUCUCCAUCUCCAAGAAGAUCACAAUGCUUGAGAUGAAGGAGUUAAAUGAACGUCAGAGAGCUGAGCACGCCUCACACAUGUACCAGCAGCAGCAUCAGAUCCUGCAUGAGAUGGAGAGCAGGAAUAAAGAGUUGGAGGAGAAAUUUGCUGAGGUAACCAAGAUGAAUCUUGAAAUGCAAAAGAUUGAACGAGAUAUGAGAGAUGAAUUAAGCAACUCUGUAACAAAAAGUAUCAGUGAUGCAGACAGAAAAAGAAUUUCUGUGCUAGAAGAAACAGAGCUAACCCUGAAACAAGAAAUCUCUAAAUUGAAGGAAAUGGCUGAGAUAGCCUCCACCCAAGUUAGAACUCUAGAAACUCAGCAUAUUGCCAGAGAGAAAGAAUAUCAAUCUCUGCGACAGCAACUCUUGGAUUUUCAAGUUCAGAGUGAUGAGAAGACAAUUAUAGGUAAACUUCAUCGCCACAUUGUCCAGCUUCAGGUUAGUGAAGGGUCUGCAAUAAAACGCUUGGAGGAAGCCCAGAAGAAAGUGACCAAAUUGGAGGCCCAAAUGUUACGGCAGGAGCAGAGGGUAGAUGAAAAAGACCAGACUAUCUACCACACCAGGCAGGAAGCACAGGGCAAGGCCAGAUACCUCAGGAAAUCUUUACAAGAGCUCCGUAUACAAUUCGCUGGAGCAGUGCCAUUGUCUAAACAGGAGAAAUUCUCUCGUUCAAUGAUGCAGUUACAGCAAGAUAAAGCUAAGCUUGAAAAAGACUUGAAAGAGACACGUGAGCAUAAGAAUGAGAUGGAAGACAAGCUGGCAGCUUUGUCUCUCCAACAAAACAGCUUACAAGAACUGAUAGCGGUUCUCAAAGAUGGCAGAGGGGCUCAGAAAGUAGCAGAGUGGCAUUCCAAAAUUGAUGGUAUAAGGCUGGAUGAGUUAAAACAGAGACGAAUGUGUGCCAAGCUACAGCAGAAAGUGAGAUAUUUGGAAGAAAUUAUUACAUCUCAUGAAGUGACAAUCUCAGAAUUGGAAGCUGACAAUGUUAGAAUGAUGAAGGAUUAUGAAGAGAAACAGAUGAGGUGGGAGCUGAGAGAGACAGAGCUGGAGAGAACAAUCAUCACUAUGGAGAAACAUACAGCAGAAAUAGCUGGAGCUGCAUCGAAAUUUGAGCUAGCUGUAGGUUCAUUGCCUAGUGCCAAACUUCCUGUGGCCAAUCAACUUGAACAAGCAAUAUCAACUAUUAAAGGAAAUGUCAAGGUCAUCCUGGACACACAGGCAGAAAAUAAGUCUCUGAAAGCUAGAAACCAAGAGCUGGAAAAGCUACUGCGUGACUCAGAGCGUGGCAUUCUGGAGAGAGAUAAACUCAUCUCUGAGUUGAGACUUCGCAUGCCAGCAACUGCUGACAGGGAUGACAUAAUUAUCCAGGCUCAAGCUAAAGUAACUCAGGCCAUCAAGAAGGCUGAGACAGGUGGCAUCGACUAUGAAAGUCAGCAAGCUUUAAAGAUAGCUCAAAGUACUGUGCACAGUUUGCAGCAACGUAUAAACCAAAAAGAUGAAACAAUCGCCAAAUACAUGAUCCUGUUGAAACAAGGUCGGGAAGACAUGGUGCAAAUGAACCAACGCCAUGAAGAAGAGCUACGAGCCAUGCAACACAAGAUUCAUAUGAACACUGACCUAGCUUUUAGCAAGUUUAAAGAAGCUGCUCGUGAAUUGAUCAACAAACAAUCCAGCUCAAAGACUGUCACUGCUCAGCAGUUGUCCAGACUGAAUGAACUAGAAGAUACUGUGGCGGAACAAGAAAAUACAAUCUCAGCUCUUCAUGAGAAGAUCAAGCAGAAGGAAGAGGAGAUCUUAAAGUUACACGCCAGUCUUUCAAUAUUUAACAGGAAUCUCAAGUCAGAGCAAACAAGAUUGGCUGAACAACAUGGGGAGAUAGUUGGAAAGAAAGAAAGUGAGAUUGAGAUGGUCAGUAGAGAGAAUGAAGAUCUGAGAAAAGAAGUCAAGCUGUUACAGGAUGAGGUGGCAGCCCUCAAAGAUGUGAAUCAGCGAGGACCAACAGCCACCAUGAAAAAUAUGGUUGAAAGACUGAAGAAUCAGUUAGCACUCAAAGAAAAACAACACCAGGCUCUUAGCAAGGCUUUAACUGACCUACGAGCGGAUAUGGUCAGCCAGGCACAGGUGUUGGCCAAUGAUGCAUCGCAAGAGAAAAAUAUUCAGAAAAUUAUCAAUGAACACACUAAACAGAUUUCAGACCAACUUGAGGACCAACAGACUCUUGCUGACAGAUUGAAGAAAGAACUGAAGAAAAAGAAGGAUGAAGAAGGAGCACUACAAACAGAACUUGAAGAUGUCAAAGAAGAAUUAAAUAAGAAAGAAAGAACAAUUGAGAAGCUCAAAGCAUCAAAGGCUCGACUAGAAUCUGAAGUGGAUGAGCUGGAGAAAAAAAUGGAGAAAAUAACAGCUGCUAGAAGUUUGAAAGCUGGUGAGUUUGAAAAGCAACAAGAGCUAGACGACAUGAGGAGAAAAUGUAGAGCCCUGGAGGAUCAACUGAGUCGACAACUAGCAGCGGAGAAGCCUUAUGAGCAAAAAGAAGAGAAAACCAAACAAGAAGAUACCAUCAGAUGGGAGGAAAGCAAGAAAUGGCAGAGGACGAUUGAAAAGAUGAAAGUUAAAAUUAAAGAAAGAGACAAGGAGAUAGAGACAUUGAAUGGGACUGUGAACAGGCUGAAGGCCUUGCUGGAAAGAACCAACAGAGAGAAAGAUAUCCAGGCUCCUCUGAUUCAGAAGACAUCAGCUGUAAGUCUGAGUGCUGCUCCUGGGGGCAAACUAGAUCAUGAGAGAGAGGAUCUCAAGGCAACUAUUUACAAGCUUCAAGAUGAGAUAAGAACUCUCAAACACCAGGCAUUGAUGAGCCAAGAUGCAGCACUGGAAGAAGUACAGAUGAGAAAUCAACAUUUAAGAGAACAACUAGAACAGAUGGAGAGGGCAAUGGCUGCCAGGCCCUCAGAUUCUGGAGUUUCUGCAGCAGAGUAUCAAAAACUGUUUUUGAAGAACCAGGAGCUCCAGAGAGACGUACUACGUCUGAAUGAGGAAAAUAUAGAACUGAGAUUUGAAGUUGAGUCAUCUCGGAAAGAUAUUCCAAGAUUAAAGGAAAGAGUUCAAGACCUUCAGAGUUAUGUUGAAGCUCUGAAAUUUGAAAAUGGCCAACUGACAGGUGACUCCGCUAGGUCUAGUCUGUCUAGCAUUAAAAGAAUUGGUGAGAGUGGCAAAAGUCAGAGAGAACUUGAGAAAACAAUUGCAUUGUUAAAGAAAGUUGUAGAAAGGGUUCAAGCAGAGAACACAGCACUGAAAAAAGCCCCAGGAGUUGUCAGUCAGGAGCAGUUGAACUUACUGAAGAGAGAAAAUGAUGGUUUAAAGAGUCAACUAGAAGAACUACGUCAAACAAUGGGACUUGAACUAAGUGAAAGAUACACUGCACAACAGAAAGGUACGGCCAAGAUGGUGAACGAUUUUGACAAGUUAAGGAAAGAGCUAGCCAAGGAGAAAGAUGACAAUGAAAAGCUCAGAAUGAAGAUCAGAUCUCUAGAAGUUCAAGCUGAACACCAAGAUAAAGAGCUGAGAAGUACCAAGACUAAACUGGAGGUGGAGGCUGUCAAAAAGCCAAGUAUGGCAACUCUAGAUUCUCAAGGCUGGAAGUCUGCUGUACAAACAAGAAUGUAUGAAGAAAAAAUCAAAGGAAUGGAAGCAGACUUGGAGAAAAAGAGUAAACAGCUUCAAGACAACAAAGUUUUAUUGAGAGAUGCAGCAGAGAGAGAACAAGCUUUGCUCAGAGAAAAAGAUGAUUUCUUACAAAAGAUUGCAAUUCUAGAAAGAUUUCCUUCUGGCAGUGGAGCUGUGGAUAGUAACUUGAUGAAAGAUUAUCAACAAAGCAGAGUUCGUGUUGAUCGUUUAGAAAAUGAAAAGAAAGAAUUGUUGAAUGAAUUACGAUUAGCUAGACAGAACCAAUCAGGCUCCGACACGUCACAGAUAAAUGAUGAUGUCCUGACAAAAGCAAGCAACUACGAUAAAAUAAUGAGAGAAAAUAUAGAAAUCCACAUGCAACUCAAGUCAGUGGAGUUAGACAAAGAGAAGCUGAGGAGAGAAGUGGACAAAUUAAAAAAAGAAUUAAAUAAUUUUGGACCAGAGUUUUUUGAAGAAAUUGAAGACUUGAAAUAUAACUACAAACAAAGCUUACAGCACAAUGUUUUGUUAGAGGACAAAUUGAAGCAAGUGGCUCAGCAGUUUGGACUAUCUAUAGAGAUACCGAAAAAGAUUUCUACCAAAUAAUUACAUAACUUCCAACAUAAUUCUUACUCCUUGUUGAUGUUGUAUGGCUCAUUGUAAAUGUAUGUUGUUGUAUGGCUCAUUGUAAAUGUAUGUUGUUGUAUGGCGCAUUGUAAAUGUAUGUUGUUGGAUGGCUCAUUGUAAAUGUAUGUUGCUGUUGGAUGGCUCAUUUGUAAAUGUGUUAAUUUGAAUAUUCUAUAAACCUUUUUGUUAUUAUUAUUAUUAUUAAACCAAAUUUUAUUUCUUGAAAUUAGCUUUUUUUUAUUAAAAAAAACUAACCCUUUUUUUAAGACUGCGUUAAAAUUGUCUAGCAUUUGUAUUGGUUACAUUUCUCAUCUAAGUUCUGGCUGAGCACAUGCCAAUUAGUAGCUCAAUAUAAUGGGUUUUUUUCUUAGUCAUAAUAACCUUUUAUUUUUUUAAAGCAAAGUCUGCUGCAUUAUAGAAAAUUAAAUCCAUAUGGUUUAUAUUUCAAUCCCACUUGUUUUCAUUUGUAUACUGGUAUGUUCCUAUAGCAUUCCAAUUCACAGUUGUAUCAUUUCACCUUUGUUCCUUUAAGUUUACCUGGUGUUAAAAACUAUUGUGUGAAAUCACUCUCAAAUAUUGUUUGGAUGUAACUAUAAAAAAAUAUUUUCUUGUGCUGCAUCAGCUGGUUGUGUUACAUUGAGAGAUAUUACACUACUGACAUAACAGUUCAUUACUUGUAUAUCUGUGAUAAUUUGUAAACUAUAUUAUAAUAUAAGGUAUUCUCUACAAAAUAUUAUAAAUACAAAAUCAAACAAUAUGUAUAACUUAAUGCUUUUUACUAGUCACUUCAUUUCUGUGAAGUCAUGGGUAUACUUCUUUCCUCAUUAUUGUGAAGUUUUUUUGUUUGUUUUUUUGUGUGUAGUGUAUAUAAAUGUUAAUAAUUAUUUGUCUUAUUGUUCAGCUACACAGAAAUUUUGUUUGGAAAGACUGGAGUAAAUAAGUAUAAGAUAAGUAUAGUCCAAUAAAUGAUGGGUUUAUGGAUUUCAUGAAACUUUCUAUUUUUUUAACAAAUGAUUCUGUGUGAUCUCUGUAUGAGAUCAAGAUUUUUUUUUUUGCUGUUGUAUAGUCUUCUCAGUUUGCCAUGGUCCAAUCUCAUUCAUCGACCAUUGAGGAAAAGGGGAUAUCUGGGAGAAAGCUUCAGUGCAGCUUUUAGGGACUCAGCUAACACAAAUAAGCUCAAGUCGGGAUUCGAGCCCUUUGUUGGCUAGCCAAGCCAAGCAUUUGAUGCCCAAUUGUUAAGAAGGAAGUUAUUUCUUCUUUUUUUUUUUUUAA